Erinaceus europaeus (western European hedgehog) is the source of this 844-nucleotide messenger RNA. RefSeq names its product mitotic apparatus protein p62-like. The record is from RefSeq and is a predicted model, not a curated record. NCBI's taxonomy places the organism in Eukaryota, Metazoa, Chordata, Mammalia, Eulipotyphla, Erinaceidae. Bases 16 to 252 code for a protein of 78 amino acids. The transcript is spliced from 3 exons.
GUGGCCGGGUCGGGAAUGACCAUGGAGUCAUCCACAACCGAUCCUGAUGAAACAACUGAAUAUCAGGAAGAAAAUGCUAAUGAAGAGGUCCAGGAUACUACAACUGAAGAAGAAAAGGAGGACGAUAACGAAAACCAAGAAGGAUCCGACGAUAAUGAAAACGAAGAAGAACCCGACGAAAACCAAGAAGGACCCGAUGGGAACCAAGAAGGACCCGAUGAGAACCUGCCUCCGGCUGACAAUAUGCUGUAAAAAUCCAGUACGAAAGAGUGAAAAAAAGGACCGAGUCAAAGAAAAAACAUCUGCUCUUCACUCUUCUUUGUUUUUGUUUUAUGGAAAUAAAAGUUGACCAAUACUGAUUUUCAUUCCAAAGUUUCUUAUCUGAAAAGCAAUAUCUGUUGUCAUCUCACUUCCUCUUACAUUUUACAGUUAGAUUUAAAACCUGUGUUUAAGCUCAUAAAAAGUUUAUAUUAGAUAAGUAAGUUGAUGCAGAAGAAUAUCUUGUGAAAGCUAAAUAACAUUGAAAUAUGCUUUACUUUUUUCUUAUGGCUCACUUCAUGUGUAAGGAAACACUUUCCACCACUUGGCAGGCUGUAGUACACAUUAACAGCCCUGAUAGUUGAAUGCCAAGUUGAAAAUAGUUUGAUAAAGAGGUGAAUGGAAGCCAAGCUCUUUGAGAGGUGUUGCCAGCCUUGUUAGUAACUAAGCACAUGUGGCUCUUGUGAUGUGAGAUGUCUGUAAGUGUAAAGGUAUUCUUGAAGGUAUUCUGAAUGACACCUUACAUGCUGAGAUGAUAAUAAACUGUUUGACGAAUAAUAAAAUAAUAAAGUUUCUUUGACCAGUC